GCCGCACCGAAUGAACAAGCAGUCAGUUCGGCGCCGUCAGCCGUCACGUAUACACGUUUUUAUUGCAAAAUGGCAGCCGCCCACACACAUUCUGCCCCAGCGCCCUCAGACCGUCGUCCAGAGGGCCGUGCUGGUUCUCGACGUAUAUUUCCACCACAAUUCAAGCUACAAGUUUUAGAAGCAUAUAGACGCGAUGCUCAAUGUCGCGGUAAUCAACGUGCUACGGCCAGGAAGUUUGGCAUUCAUCGUCGACAAAUUCAAAAGUGGCUUCAAGCAGAACCUGCACUCAGAGCAGCACUACUGAGAAGAGCUCCACAACCAGCACCUUCACCGCCGCCGUAUUCAGCUGGGUCGCCAGAAAGUGCCAGAUUGCCGUCACCGCCGCCGGCUUCGCUACCCACACCAGUGUCAGUGGCCACGCCGCUACCGGCGGCUGUACCGAUGCCCAUGCCUCCAGUUAUCAGCGAGCCGAUCGAUCUGUCAAUACGUCGGUCACCCCUAUCACCAAUACCACAACCAGUGUGUCCACCUGUGCCUGAUCCACCGCGCAAGCCUUUCAAGUUGUUCCGGCCAUAUCUUCUUGGAGAAGAAGAAGAAGAAAGCGCACCUGUAGCGUCUCUACCUGUGUCGAGUGGUGUACACGUUUCUGCAUUCGUGCCAGUGCAGAGCGCGGCUGGGUGCGCGCUAACCGCCUGUCCAGCACCACGUUGGUGCGCAGCCAUGCCCUCAUUCCCGGCUCCGCUCAGAUGAGAGUAUGCCGACGGGGCUCAGCCUCAAACCUCCUGUGAUCUAGUCGCCGACGCCCGCCUGGCGCCGCCCGGGGCGUAGCCCUCCAUCAUCGUGCCUUAACAUACACGCAGCCAUAGUGCAUUAUGCCAUCAUCUUGAGAUGAUUGCUUAUUUUUGUGUAUAAAUAUUAAAAUGUAUUUUUAUAUGUGGGGUUUAUGAAGCAUUCCCACAUUUAUGCAGAUUGAUUAUUA
Molecule: messenger RNA, 979 nt
Organism: Achroia grisella
Lineage: Eukaryota; Metazoa; Arthropoda; Insecta; Lepidoptera; Pyralidae
Gene: brk
Exons: 1
Coding region: 70-750 (226 amino acids)
Source: RefSeq, a predicted model, not a curated record